Molecule: messenger RNA, 7750 nt
Organism: Terrapene triunguis (Three-toed box turtle)
Lineage: Eukaryota; Metazoa; Chordata; Testudines; Emydidae
Gene: KIRREL1
Product: kirre like nephrin family adhesion molecule 1
Exons: 12
Coding region: 124-1953 (609 amino acids)
Biological process (GO): cell-cell adhesion
Cellular component (GO): cell-cell junction
Molecular function (GO): cell adhesion molecule binding
Source: RefSeq, a predicted model, not a curated record
ACCCGGUUCAGCGAGGAGCCGGAGGAUCAGACCGUGGUGGCCGGGCAGAGGCUCGUCCUGUCCUGCGUGGUGCUGAACUACUCCGGGAUCGUGCAAUGGACCAAAGAUGGCCUGGCACUGGGCAUGGGGCAGGGGCUGAAAGCCUGGCCGCGCUACCGGAUCAUCGGCACGGCAGACUCCGGACAAUACAACCUGGAGAUCACCGACGCCGAGCUCUCGGAUGACGCCUUGUACGAGUGCCAGGCCACAGAAGCAGCGCUGCGCUCCCGGCGGGCCAAGCUCACCGUCCUGAUUCCCCCUGAAGACCCGGUGAUCGACGGGGCCCCCGAGAUCCUGCUGCGGGCAGGCACCCCGUACAACCUGACGUGCCGGGCUCGCAGCGCCAAGCCCGCCGCCACCAUCGUCUGGUUCCGGGACGGGCUGCAGCAGGAAGAUGCCAGCACCAGCACGGAAGUGUUAGCAGACGGCAAGAGGGAAACCACCGUUAGCCAGCUCCUCAUCAACCCCACAGACGCGGACAUCGGGCGGGUCUUUGUCUGCCGGAGCACCAACGACGCCAUCCUGGCCGGCAAGGAGACCUCCGUCAAGCUGAACGUGCACCAUCCCCCCACGGUCACCCUCUCCAUCCAGCCCCAGACGGUGCAGGAAGGCGAGCGGGUCGUCUUCACCUGCGUGGCCACUGCCAACCCGGAGAUCAGAGGCUACAGGUGGGCCAAAGGUGGCGUGAUCAUCGAAGAAGCCAAGGACAGCAAGUACGAGACGCAGGUGGAUUAUUCCUUCUUCACGGAGCCCGUCUCGUGCGAGGUGCACAAUGACGUGGGAAGCACCAACGUCAGCACCCUGGUGGACGUGCACUGCCCCCCGAUCAUCUCGAGCGAGGCCGUUCAGUACGCGGUGCGCGGCGACCGCGGGAAAGUGGAGUGUUUCAUCGGGAGCACGCCACCCCCCGACCGCAUUGCCUGGGCCUGGAAGGAGAACAUCCUGGAAGCUGGCACGCUGGAGCGCUACACGGUGGAGAGAACCAACACGGGCAGCGGGGUCCUCUCCACCCUGACCAUCAACAACGUGAUGGAGGCCGAUUUCCAGACCCGCUACAACUGCACGGCCUGGAACACCUUCGGGCCGGGGACGGCCAUCAUCCAGCUGGAGGAGAAAGAAGUCCUGCCCGUGGGCAUCAUCGCCGGAGCCACCAUCGGGGCCAGCAUCCUCCUCAUCUUCUUCCUCGUCGCCCUGGUCUGCUUCCUCUACCGGCGCCGCAAAGGAAGCCGCAAGGACGUGACCCUGCGCAAGCUGGACAUCAAGGUGGAGACGGUGAACCGGGAGCCCCUGACGCUGCACACGGACCGCGAGGAGGACACGGCCAGCGUCUCCACGGCAACCCGCGUCAUGAAGGCCAUCUACUCGUCGUUCAAGGACGACGUGGACCUGAAGCAGGAUAUGCGGUGCGACACCAUCGACACGCGGGAGGAGUACGAACUCAAGGACCCAACCAACGGCUACUACAACGUUCGCGCCCACGAGGACCGCCCGCCCUCCCGCACCGUGCUCUACGCCGACUACCGCACCCCGGGCCCCGCCCGCUACGACAUGCGCCCCUCCUCCCGCCUCUCCCACUCCAGCGGCUACGCCCAGCUGAACACCUAUACCCGGGGCCCCGCGUCGGAGUACAACACCGAGCCGGCCCCGGGGCCCCCGCCGGGCCCCACCGCGGGAGAGACGGCCAGCCAGCUCUCCUACGAGAACUACGGCGGCCACGCCGCCUUCCCGCCCAGCGCCGGCUACGCCACCUACCGCCUGGGCUACACCCAGCACCCCCCGCCUAGCCUGGACCGCGCCCCCUACGACACCUACGACCCCAUGGGCAAGUACGCCAGUGCCACCCGCUUCUCCUACACCUCCCAGCACUCGGACUAUGGGCAGCGGUUCCAGCAGCGGAUGCAGACUCACGUCUGAAGGACCUGGGGGCUGUGAGGCAACAAUCCUCACCGGAGACAUAAGGGGGGGUCACAGGUACUUUGUGACUGUCCUCUGAUAUUCAGGGGCUUUUCCUGAACCCCCCACGCCCACCCCUCCAGCGGCAGGACUCUCAGCCUUCCCGGCGACUGCACCCCUCACUGUCUGGAUUCAGGGGACCCUGGCGUCCGGCUGACUCCGGGGCCCCUCUUCCCCUAUAUCUGAGCUUCCAUCCAGCCACCCAUCAUGUUGUCUUCGUUUGUUCUUUUCAGCCCAUGUCUCGAGGGGCCGGCGCCCUCCCCGACUGGAAGGAAAACCAAUUUUGGGGGGGCCAGGGAGCCUCACCCCCACCCCGGCCCUGCUCACGUGCGGCACAGCUCUCCUCCCAGCGGGCUGGAGGCCGGAUCAAGCGUGCUGGUAGCUGCAGGGGGGAGAUUCCCUCCCACAGCCUGGAUCCCACCCAACCCUGCAACAAGCGAGACUCCGGAAACUUGCCCCCGGCCACGCGGGGGAGCCCUGAUUUCUUUGCCACACGUCGGAUCUUUGAGGGGAGACGGGCCGAGAGCUGAACUCCGUCGGGGGUGAAAGGUUGUGACAACAAGGGGGGGUGGGUUACAGGGCAGCGGAGGACCAAGCGGCGAUGGGGGGUGGCUGAAGGCAGGCUAGGCUGUGAAGUCCCCCGAGGGCCAUGGGAUCCCUGGGGUCUGCAACGGGCUCCCGCACAGCUCGGCCGCUAGGAGGCAGAAUCGUGCCGUCACCGGCUCCCAGGGCAUGAUGGAACGCGCCACCGCGGGCACAGGGGACACUGCGCUCUAGAUGUGAACACGCCCGGGCGGGGGGCCUGUCGGCCGGCAGGCCGGCUAACCCUGCAGCCAGCCUCCGAAUGGGCAAAGGGCUCUGAUCCCACCUCAGCGUCCAUCGCUCAGCGCCUGGCAGGAUCGGGCCCUAAUGUGGAGAACUAACCUGGAGCAGCAGCUUUUGAUCUAGUCCAUACCCGGGACCCCCAUCCAAUACCAGGACCCCCUAUUCUAGACCAGGGUCCCAUGUCCAAUACCAGGACCCACUAUACAAAUCCUCCCUCUUCCAUACUGGGACCCCCCCCCACACACAAUACAGGUACUCCCUAUCCUAUACCAGCACCCCUUUCCCAUAUUGGGAUCCCUCCUGCCCCACUUAGCAAUAUGGGACGGGUGAAAUGCUCGCGACCCCUAUGUUGCGAAUCCCUGACCUAGAUGACGCUGCGGGCUCUAGGGAGAAAGGUCAGCCCCACACCUGAGUGCUUCCAUUCACAACAGCACAAGCCAGACCCCGGCCAGUCCCGUGUCUCUCGGGGCGGCCAGAUCCCUUGCCGCUCGCACCCCAAAUUGGAUCCCUCCCCCGCGUGGAGUUCCUCUUCAAAAGGGGCCCCGAUCUCUCCCCCAGUACCCCGUCCGUCCAGGGCCGAGCUGACUCCGUCCCCCCGUCCCAAGCACUUUGAAUACGUUUCUUUGGGUUUAUGUUGGGUUUUUUUAUAUAUAUAUUUUAUAAGGGGGGGGAGGAGGGGGUUGGUUGGUUUUAUUCCUCCGAAAGGACCAAUUGGAAUCCUGCCUCUUCCACCAUUUCCUGUGCCUUGAACUUCAGCUUUAUUUGCCCGGUCGGCGUUCGCUUGCGCGGUGGAACCGAGCGACGGGGGCGGGAGCGUUGGCCGGGCGAAAUGUUUUAGGGGCUGGUGAAGCUGGAGGCUUGUGUCUCCCUCUAGUGCCUGGCACCAGCCACUACAACAGCCUGUCCCUGAGGCCAAGGGAGGAGCUGCCCCUUUAGCUUGAGGCAUCGAGAGCUGUGUUUUUAGGGCUGAAGGUCGUGAGUUUGAUCCCCAGUGGCGGACGCAGUCUCCACUGAUGACAGGGGCUUUCCCGGGCUGCCCAUUGAGAAAUGAUGGAUUUCCCGGGGUUGUUAUUUUGGUGGGGGUGAGGGGUAUCCUUCAAGCUUCCCAAGUAUCCCAGCGAAGCUGCACCCCACUCCUGGAAGGGAUGGGGGGGGGCUCUGUUUUUGAAGCCUGGCAGUGCCAUUCCCCAGCCAGGCAGAGGGGGCGCUGCUGAGCGGGUCCCGCCCUGCAGCGUGAGCCAUGCAAGUCCUAAGCGGCGCUGAGCAGGACCCCGGCCCCCACCUUCACUGCCCUUUCCGCCAUCGCUCCGUUAGGGAGCAGGACUCGAACCCAGGCCCAACUUCUCCACAGUCACGCCCGGCCCAGGCGUCGAACUCUGAUCUCCCGCGUGGCCGGGCAGAGUGCAAAGCCACCAGCCCUGUCUUGCCUGUUCCCUCCUAGUACCUACCGGCGUGGCAGGGCCGUAAGCAUCCCGGGCCGUUCUGGAGCUUUUCUUGUGACCUUGCAGCGUCGGUUUCGUUUGCACAAAUCGGGGCCUUCAUUUUAAGUACAGAUAACGGCCCCCCCCCUUACAUUACGGAGCCAUUCAGAUAUUGUACAGCCGUGAGCCGCGUGGGUUAUCGGCACGUCAACAGAAAGGGUUAGCCAUGGGUAUGGCGGCCGGUUGGCCGGCUGGAGCCUAUAUCAAUCCAGAACGGUGGGGUCGCCAUUUAUUAAAACAUCGCUUGACCCUUGAUUUACCCUGUUUGGAAGCAGCUGGAAUCUGAUCGUGUCUCCUGAUACGGCCUUUUCCUGCCCUAUUUAUGGGACUUUUGCAGCGGCCAUUAACCUGGCGCCUGAGAACUUCACAAUCUUCACUGUCCUUUUCCUCACAACCCUCUGUGAGGCUGGGCAGGGCUGGUCUCUGGAGCACCUGGCACUGGCCUACGUCGGAAGGCAGGAUACCGGGCUAGAUGCACCAUUGGUCUGACCUAGGAUGGCCGUUCUUAGGGUCUUAGCCCCAUGGCACAGAUGGGGAACUGGAGCCCAGAGACCCAGAUUUUUACAGGUGUUUUGGCGUAGCUGCACUCAGCAUCGCAACGCCUAACUGAUUUAGGAACCCAGAUCAUUUUCCAAAGGGGUUUAGGCACUCCAGAGCCUAACCCUCAUGGGCAGCUGAUGGGAUUUUUGCUCCAAAGUGCCUAAAUCCUUUUGGAAACUGAGUUUUGGCUCCCAAAUGAGUUAGGCCUUGCAAAACUGGGCGCAACGCUGCCCAAUAUGUGGCUCAGUCAUGCGCCCAGGGUCAGAUGGCAGAACAGAGUUGACCCUGGGUCUGCCUGGUCUCAAGAUAACAACCUGAUCCGGGGACCAGCUCUUAACGCACCACUUUCAGGAGUCAUGUUAUUUUGAACUUCAGCUUUUUCCCCCCCUUAGUAAUCCAUUUCUAGCUCUUGUGUUUUUAAAGAAAGGAACCCAGGCUCUAACCACUAGACAUCACACUCCUCCCAGCACCUGCAAACAUGACCCUGAAAGGUUCAGAAGCCUGCAGGAGAAUCAAAAGAACCCAGUUUUUUCCCCAGCUCAUGAUUGGUGGGAGGUCUGAUUUGCAAUUUGUGAACAGUUGGGAUUGGCAGCCCUGGCAGUGGGAUCUUAAUAGAAAGUCUGAGCCAAAUCUGGCGUCAUGGUCCAUGACUGGAGCCAGAGGCUGCUGCGAUAGAAAUAAUAAUGGCUAAUAGUCAUCAUAAGUAACAAACCAGUGCUGGCUAAUUUGCUGGCAUGAGUCGGUCAUGUGAGCAGGGUUGUUUUUUUAUAUGAAUGUAUCUAAAUAUAUAUUUUAUAUAAAUAUCCUGCCAAGCAAAUUCUUGAAAGCCAGAAGCGCAUGUUCUUAAUGCUCAGCGGUAUAUAAUUAUAGAUCAACGCCCCCCCAAAACUUCUGCGUUGAGGCAGACAGCUGGCACGGGAAAUUUCAGCCCGAAGGGUUAACGUCUGCAAUGUUCUACGCAACUGAAAACAGGGUCUUAGAAUGGAACGUGUUGGGCAACCUUAACUCUAGGGGGUGCGCCGUGCACCCUGCAGAGAUCAUGGGGGCUUGGCUGGGCGUGUGUAGACGGCCGUGGAAAAUGAGGGCGAAGCAAUAAUUCCUCGAGGGAGAGGGUUGUGUCUGUGGAGGGGAGCUGGGGAAAAGCCGAAGAAUGUAGCUGGUCCUAGAGUUCAAAUCCGGAUAGAUUUGUUUUUUUCACUUGAUCUCACUCUGGCUUCGGGGUUUGAAUGGCCCCUGGACGGCUGCCCUGCGCUUCCCUCUCUUGAACAUUUGUGCUCCACAGUAUAAACCUGCUUGUGGCCAACUCCGGCUCACUGGGACUGGCUCCCAGUGCAUCCCAGGGGUGAGAGCCAGGACACCUGGGUUCUAUUUCCAGCUCUGGGAGGGGAGGGAGGUCUAGUGGUUAGAUCAGAGGACUGGGAGUCAGGAUUCCUGGGUCCUAUUCCUAGCUCUGGGAGGGGCGGGGAGUCUACUGGUUAGAUAUAGGGACUGGUUAGAUAUAGAGUCAGGACUCCGGACUCCUGGGUUCUACCUGGUUUGUGUUGGUUAAACUGGUGUAACCCAACCCGUGGGGUGUUCUGUCUCCUCCUAGUGGCGGCUUGGCUACCCGAUGAGCUCAGGACUAGCAGAGCCUCAGGCAUCAAGAUUCAGAGGGUCCCACGUACAAUUCCUGCUGUCGACAGCCCACCCGAGGGUGCGGGAUUACGCCCACGUCCUUGAAUUUGCAGGCUCAAGCAGGGGGUUGCAUGAGUAACCUUAAACCAUUUUAAGUCAAACCGGUGCAAGUACUGUGUGUGGAGCAGCCCGAAGGGAGUUGGGAACCCAGUUCCCGUGGAAUUUCCCUGGGAGUUGGGGGCCGAGCUGCCUGCGGUUGCUUUGCCUCCCCCAACAGAGCGCCCCUUGGGCAGCUGGACGAUGGGAGCGGUUCUGCCAUGACGGCGCCGGGUUGGCGCAGUGCCGGAAGCCAGCACAAGGUGCGGGCGGGUUCCUCUCCAUUCGGGACCUCGGUGAUGGGUCGGGCAGAGCUCUCUGCCUGCCUUGUCCCAGAGCUCUAGAGGGGUCUCGUCAGCUCACCCCAGCACCGGGGCGGUCUUUCCUUUGCUUCUGGGCGCUGGGGCUGGGUGGCUGUGGAGAGAGACAGGACGGAUCCCCCCCACCCUCAACCCCCUGCAAUCAGGAACAACCCACCCCUUGGUUCGAGUCACUCCCUCUGGUGCUAAUUCACAAGCCUUCACCCUUGCCAGACACCCCCCGCCCCAUGGCUGAGUGCAAGGGUGGGGGAGCAGGGAGCAGACCCAGCAUCACCCACUUUGAAGGAGUUAACCUUGACCCCCUCCCCCCGAAGGUACCUUUAAAACAGGCCCGAUGCUGCAAGGCCUUGAGCCCGAGCCCAGGAACCGCGCUCGCAGCCUGCAGCUUUAAUUCAGGCAUCGCCACUGUCAGGCCACGUGGCUUUUUUUCUUCCCCAGCGAUGCCUGUGGGGACCCCCCGGUGACCCCCGUUCUCCCUCGCCCCAGUCUAGAGCAGGGGGGAAGCGGUGGGACUGGCCUUUGCCCCGACGGUGCCGGGAUCCUCUUUAGCAAUAGAAACCCUCACUGCCAUGACACGGAACCGUGCAAAGCCAGGAGCCGAGUGGCUUUCCGUGAAACUCACUGUAGCGGGAUCGUCUUCGAGGUUAUGCAGCCCCACGCACACACCUGCCGGCUCAUUGCUAAACGCCCAGGCUCAUUGGAUCCCCCACGGGAAUGGGGGGGUGGGAAAUGGGGGGUAUUUUUCUUAGCACAGGCCCUUUUAGAUUUCUAGAGACGUGUAUCUGUGAGUCCCCUGCACCCCUUGCCCGGCCCCACCUUGGAUUAUUUUUUUCAUUUUCCUUUUUUUUUUUAAAUAUUAUGUACUAUAUUUUUAGUCUUAAA